GCCCCGGGGGCCCCUCGCUCCGGGCUUGGAGCCGCGUUACUGGUCCUCGCCGGCAGGCCGGGGCGAGGCGUGGAGGCUGGGAGUCGGGGCCGCCAGGGCGUGGCCGCUCCACGGGCCCGCCCAGCCGCCGGCGCCUCCGCGCGCGCCAAAGUCAAAGUGCGGGUCCCGCCGGCGCGAGCGUGACGCCGCCGUCCCCAGCUCCCCGCGCCGCCGCUCUCCUGCAGGUCCCGCGCCCGAGCCGCCGCGAGCCAGGCAUGGCCACCCCGCCCAAGAGGUUCUGCCCGUCCCCCUCCACCAGCUCCGAGGGCACACGGGUCAAGAAGAUCUCCAUCGAGGGGAACAUCGCUGCUGGGAAGUCAACCUUUGUGAAUAUCCUCAAGCAGGUCUGUGAGGAUUGGGAAGUGGUUCCUGAACCUGUCGCCAGAUGGUGCAACGUGCAAAAUACUCAAGAUGAAUUUGAGGAAUUGACAACGUCUCAGAAAAGUGGUGGGAAUGUUCUUCAAAUGAUGUACGAGAAGCCCGAACGGUGGUCUUUCACCUUCCAAUCCUACGCUUGUCUCAGCCGGAUCCGAGCUCAGCUGGCCGCUCUCAAUGGCAAGCUCAAAGAUGCGGAGAAACCUGUGUUAUUUUUUGAACGAUCUGUGUAUAGUGACAGGUAUAUUUUUGCGUCUAAUUUGUAUGAGUCUGACUGCAUGAAUGAAACAGAGUGGACAAUAUACCAGGACUGGCAUGACUGGAUGAACAGCCAGUUCGGCCAAAGCCUUGAACUGGAUGGAAUCAUUUACCUUCGAGCUACUCCAGAGAAAUGCUUAAGUAGAAUAUAUUUACGGGGAAGAAAUGAAGAACAAGGCAUUCCUCUGGAGUAUUUAGAGAAACUUCACUAUAAACACGAAAGCUGGCUCCUUCAUCGAACUCUGAAAACCAACUUUGAGUAUCUUCAAGAGGUGCCUAUCCUCACACUGGAUGUCAAUGAAGACUUUAAAGACAAGCAUGAGAGUCUGGUUGAAAAGGUCAAAGAAUUUUUGAGUACUUUGUGAUUGUCCGGGAGACUGCAGGUGACAAAAUGUCUCCAGAUGCUUCAGCUUGUGUGUCGUAGCAGCUUGAUGGUCAUACGAAGGUCUUCACAGGAUUCAAGUUUUUAAACCAGUUUUGUUUGGCAGACAGAAACCUUUUCUAAUAUUCAGAAUCCCCCUGUAACCUUUGAGCCCCUCCUUUACCCCCUGACACCCUCCACUUCCCUUCCACAUUUUAAAUGAGAGUGUUUAUCUCACUGCGAAGUCUGGAGGUCGAUGUUUUCAGAAUCAGUACAGCGAGUGGAUAAACUGUUAUGGAAGGCCCAGCUUUCCCCCUGCCCUGUUGGUGGGUGUCCUGAGCAGGUUGACAUGUUUUCAUUCUCCCGUUAAUGGCCACGUCAAUGUUCCAUAUAAAGGAUGUGUGUCUUAUGUGAGUGAGUAUGCCCAUUACGAGCUGAGAAGUGGAGUUUGGGGAAUCCCUAGAAUAGGGAUUUGGUUGAGGUGUGUGUUUUGUUUUUCUUCUUCUUCCUUGAGUGAUGCUGGACAGUGAACCCCCAGGGUCUCAUUCAUGCCAGGGAAGCUUUCUACAGUGAGCUGUCCCCAGCCCCUGACGUGCUGUUGUUAUCAAGUGCCUCUCCUACUCUAUGAACGUUAUCAUCGCCUCACUGAUGUUUACUAAUGUGUCUGCGGUGCAUGUGGAGAGGAAGAGGUGAAACCCUGUUCCCAGUAUGGUAAUGGUGGAAUUACUUUAUAAAUCAUUUCAUCUGUACCUGUUUCUUCAUCUGUGAUGAGUACUCUUUUUCUUUCUUUCUUUCUUUCUUUCUUUCUUUCUUUCUUUCUUUCUUUCUUUCUUUCUUUCUUUCUUUCUUUCUAAUGUAAAUUUUGGAGAAUGGAAGAAAUCUUUCUAUAUUUAAAAGGUAGCAAAGACAUUUAUUACGUGAGUAUAAAGCUUCAUUAAAUUAGCUACUGCUUUUCUUAGAGUACUACAGUUUAAAUGCUUGUUUAAAUUAUGACUUUUUUGGGGGUGAGGCAUGGAGACAGGGUCUCUCUACAGCUCUGGCUGUCCUGGAAUUCACUGUGGAGACCAGGCUGGCCUUGAACUCACAGAGAUCCACCGACCUCUGUCUCCCUCCCUGCUCCCAGUGCUUGAUUAAAGUCAUGCAACACCGCACCGUCUCUGAUUUUCUUGAAAUCAUUUGAGAUACAAGUAUAGCUUUUCUUCAGUUUCUUUUUAAGUUUUAUGUAAAAUAUGAUGGAACAUAAUGACAUUUUCCACUGGCCCUGUAUUGAUAAUAAGCAGUCUCUCUUUACCGUGGUACAUGGUGAGACGGUGAGGGAGACCGUGCCAAGGUGGGGCAUUUUAGCCGUUAAGUCUGCGUCUGCCACCUCCCCCCUCCCCCCCUGUACAGUUUUCCUUUUCUAUCUGGAGUUCUUAGGCAGUCUGCGAACUUCAGAUUGAAGUCACAUAUUUCUGCUGUGAGAAUGUGACCGACCACACUUUGCUCCAUAGUUUACUUUGUAGGAUUGUUCUUAGAUUUCUUAUACUCACAGAGAAAUUAUUGAUAAAAACAAUUUUGCUUUAUAUAUAGUGUAUCAUGGAAAUGUUACAAUUUUUGUUGAACUAGGAAAUACUUUAACAAAUUCCAGGAGGCUUAAAGCUCCCGUUAAUAAUGUCCGUAUCUCUAAACCACUUCCAUGUUUAGCUGUAAAAAUCUGCUUGUAUUCAUCUGAGGCCUGUAUGUAAUUAAAAAAGUCUUUUUAUUGUUUUUUUUCCCCCCAGUGUGGUUUUUUAAGUUAAGAUGUGCAUUAUUUUUACUAGGUAAUUAGCCUUUCUACUUCACAUUAGGAAAAACGUGUAAUUUCUUGAAAUGAAGAAUCGCGUUUAUUUUGAAGCUAUAAUUUUCCUUUCUCAAGUGUUACCUUUUAUUUUUGGUUUCUUAUUCAAAGAUGAUAAUUUAGUGGGUUAGCUGGUACAGUAGCACUGAUCUUUGAAAAGAGGACUCAAUUUCAAAUCUGUAAUAACUAAAAAUAGUCUUGUGAUAUAUCUGACCUCUUUUUAUUUUUGUUUGAUAAAAAUAAAUGUGCUAAUUUAAAUGUUUGCCAAUAAAUAAACUUCAGUUUUAUGAACUAUUA
Messenger RNA from Peromyscus californicus insignis, 3146 nucleotides. RefSeq names its product deoxycytidine kinase (gene Dck). The transcript is spliced from 7 exons. Bases 255 to 1037 code for a protein of 260 amino acids. The record is from RefSeq and is a predicted model, not a curated record. Lineage: Eukaryota; Metazoa; Chordata; Mammalia; Rodentia; Cricetidae. Gene Ontology annotation, biological process: nucleobase-containing compound metabolic process. Gene Ontology annotation, molecular function: ATP binding; deoxycytidine kinase activity. Gene Ontology annotation, cellular component: mitochondrion; cytoplasm.